UCGCUCUCUAGAAUCAGCUGGAAGCAGUGAGCCGCGAACCCGUGGCAGUUCAUCGCUUGUUUUUACGCCGGAAACAACACAUAGUGCGCUUAACCUGUCAUCCGUGAGUGUGAGUCAGAGCGGUGGCAUUCUCGCCCACCAUUAAACCCUGCGGAAUUUUUUAGUGGUUCAGUGCGAGUUCGAGCCAGCCGUUAUUCGGUCGAGCAGAAUCGUUCGUGGUGUUUUGGUGGAUGGUGCAGUGCGAUCGGGUGAACUAUUUCAUCCGUGUGGGCUGAACGAUUUGCUGCGGUGUUUUGGGAAUGCUACCGACUGAAAGGUUCUAUCAGCGGCGGCACAACCACGAGGAACCCAAGCAUCAGGCAAUGUUUCACCUGGAGUCGUAGUUCCCGUCCGAAAUGAGCGUCCAGAACCUGAAAGCGCAGUUCAGCAAGGGAGCAGGAGCCCCGCUGGCCUCCCCCGGGACGAGCUUCCUGAACCAGCACCGCGCUCAGCUCCGGAGCACUCUGCCACCGUCGCACAACAACGCCAACCUCAAAUUCCCGUCGUCGAACAGGGCACCCAGCACCACCGUCAACCACAUCGAGAACCACGUCCCCAACGGAGCCGGGGCGGGAGGGGGAGGGGCAGGGAGCCCGACGAAAACGCAGAUCCCAGUCUCGAGGUUCACGACGCGACUCUCGAGCGACCAUCUGCUCAACGGCAACGCCACCCCGAUCUCGGCCGCCGCGUCUGGCCCUCCGUCAUCGCUCAAGCUUCGACCCAGUCCCGAGCGACCUCCCACGGAUCCCCCCGAGAAAUGCUCUGCCACCGACGAGGGGGCCCAUACGAGAAGGAAAUUCCUACCUACGGAAAAUCACAGAUCUAAACCGGAUUACGAUAGUUUAGAAAAGAAAUUCAAACAGUUACAAGAGCAGUACAAAUCAACGCAAAAUGAAUUGUUGCGAAAGGAGGAUCAACUCGCUCAACUCACAAAAUUGUCUGAAGGUGUAUACAAAGAAUAUGAUCAACUUAAACUUCAGUAUGACAUGGAACUUGGAGCCAUGCAAAAAGCAAUGGAGAAAGCUCAUCAGUGGUAUAAACAAAAUCGUGAGCUCAAACGUAGGAGCACAAUUUAUUUGGAGAAAGUUAUGCAAUAUGCUCCUGACACUAUGGAAACAAUAAGUGACGAAACAGAUAAUAAUGAUGCAGAAGCUGAUGAAAUGGCUGAACUCGAAGAAACAAUUAAGGGGCUGAGGAAAGACAUCGCAAAACUGCAGACUGAAUUGAGUGCAGCCAAAUUGCAAGAAUUUGAAGCUCAAGAGCAACUUACUCAACUAUCCAUCGACUUGGAAAAAGAACGAGCAGCGCGAAUCGAAGCGGAGGAAAAAUUAAAAGAACGUCUUGGACCAGAAAAUGGCAAUUUAGAGAAACUAGAAGAAAAAUUACGUCUAGCCGAAACAGAGCUGGAGUGUGCCCUCCAGCGUGCAGAAAUAGCUGAGAAACAAAUUGAAAAGCUGACCGCUGAGAAGCAACAACUAGAAACGUCGGGUCCGCCCCCUCCGCCACCAUUGAUGGCUCCCCCUCCACCCCCUUUACCACCUCCGCCCCCUCCUCCUGGAAUGUCUCCGCUAAGGAUCCAAAAUCGCACCACUUCAGAUCGAGGUUCAAAUGGCGAUGAAAGUGCCGUUUUGCAAAUGGCGAAUCUCCUAGGCAUCCAAAAGAAACCUGUCAAACCUAUCCAAGGAAUUGCAAUCGACGAUCUUAUCAAUGAAAUUAAAGGAGGGAAGUUUAAUUUAAGAUCGACAGAGAAACAAACUACUCCCAAGAAAGAAGGUGAACCUCCCGCAGUGGUCCAAGAAAUGAGAAAUAUUCUCGGCACUUUGCGAAGAAGGCCGAGAAACUCAGUUUCGGAUGAAAAUGUUUCGAAAUGAAAUUGGCUCAAUAAGUAUCUACCUUCUGGUGGCACAUUUUGUUCCUCAAAUCACAUUUUCCGCGAAGACCAUUUUUAUAUUGUUACGUUACCUGUCCCUUAUACUUGUUAAAAAAUGUGUGCAUUUUUGUAGUACCUUUUUAUUGAUUUUUAAACAUUUUAUGCAUGACUUGAAACACGUGAAGUACAGAGCUUCCUCGGUAUUCAGUUCGUUGAUGAUAAAUAUUUCAGUAAUUCCAACUUAUUUUAAUGUAUCAUUUUUUUCAUCUUGUGCCUAUACUAUAUUUGAUAAGUGAAUGAUGUUAGUUAGUGAUGGUAAAUAUUUCAGUAAUUCUAAUUUAUGUUAAUUUCUAAUUAUUUUUCAUCUUGUGCCUACUUAUUUGAUUAGCCUUUAAGGCCUAAUUUUAAGACCCCAAAAAUUAUGAGCUUCACCAUUUUUAGAAAGCGUGCUUUGAUUUUUUCUUGUGAUAUGAUAAGUUAUUAAGUUUUUAUUAAUGACAUCAUGAUAGUUGCUCUGUGAAUUCUGUGAUCGAGAAAAUUAAUAAUAAUAAUAAAAAAGAAGAAAAAAACCCGUCUUUGAAACAUUUUCUCAUUGUUAGUUCAAAUAAAAUACUCUCUCAAUUAUAAUUGA
Bemisia tabaci is the source of this 2540-nucleotide messenger RNA. RefSeq lists its product as uncharacterized. The record is from RefSeq and is a predicted model, not a curated record. Gene Ontology annotation, biological process: positive regulation of neuron migration; neuron projection morphogenesis. Lineage: Eukaryota; Metazoa; Arthropoda; Insecta; Hemiptera; Aleyrodidae. Gene Ontology annotation, cellular component: cell leading edge; cytoplasm; axonal growth cone.